AAUGCCUCAUCUCUUUUCUGACCAACAUGUUAAUGAAUUAAAAGACUUAUUCGAAAUAAAAAUUUCAGAAGGUUUAAAGUUGGAAAGAUGUUUGUCUAAGGAUGCAGUUUAUCUUGAUACUUUAAGAAUAAGAAAUGACUUUGAGCAGCAUUUUUAUGAAAAGACAAUUGAACGUUUCAAUAAAAUUCAACAGCUAAGGGAACAAACCUUCGGAAAAUGUGGAAAAAUAUUUUUACAAUGUUCUAUUGAAAGACACAGCACGAAAUGUCUAUUUCGCUUGUUCGGGUGUUGUACAAAUUUGGGUGAGAAUCAUAGAACAAGUUACCUCAUCGAGGUUGAGGUUAAAGAACCAAAACAAAUAACGUACGAGUACUUGAUGAGCCUGCUCGAUAGGGAAAACAUCACUCUCAACGUAGUAGGUAUCUCUACGUUUGGCGAUAGAGAUUUGGAUUUUGAUACUCAUCACUUUCCAAAGGUUGAUGUAAUUGUCCCUCUUAGUUGCUGCUUAAUGAGGGACAUUGAUAAAAACCCGUUUGGAAAUGUUUUAGAAACACUCUACGUAUAUGCAAAGAGGGAAUUAAACAUACCCGAACCACAGCCCUCUCCAGGACAUCGAUACUACAUUCAGGAAUUGGGUAACUAUCUGACACAAAUUCUGGCUAGCAUUGAUUCAGUCACUACUACACUAAUCAAAAAAUAUAUGGGUCUGAUUGAGAUCUUGAUAAGCAUAUCACACGUCUAUACUGAAGCCUAUAGACAAAAUAAGUUGGGAUAUUUUGUGGAGAAUAUACCAAAUAUCCGUCAACAAUUGACAACGCAAAACGGGUAUUUUGAGGAGACACUGCAAUUUUUGUCUGAUGAAAACUGGGGGAUGUACGAAGAAUUAUGCAGAACAUAUCCAUGGUUGCCAUUUCGACCUCCGUACAUGAAUAGAGAUCGAGCAAUAAAUCUAAUGUCGUUCAACAGUCCGGAAGAGUUCAAAUUAACCGAACAGUAUUUUUUCUCAGAUCUCUCGGCCAACGAACAAUAA
Messenger RNA from Dimorphilus gyrociliatus, 1030 nucleotides. NCBI's taxonomy places the organism in Eukaryota, Metazoa, Annelida, Polychaeta, Dinophilidae. The record is from the annotation of a GenBank genome assembly.